AUGGGGAGGUCGCCGUGCUGCGAGAAGGCGCACACGAACAAGGGCGCCUGGACCAAGGAGGAGGACCAGCGGCUCGUCGCCUACAUCAAAGCCCACGGCGAAGGCUGCUGGCGGUCGCUCCCCAAGGCGGCGGGCCUGCUGCGCUGCGGCAAGAGCUGCCGCCUCCGGUGGAUCAACUACCUCCGCCCAGACCUCAAGCGCGGCAACUUCACCGAGGAGGAAGACGAACUCAUCAUCAGGUUCCACGGGCUCCUCGGAAACAAGUGGUCUCUGAUCGCCGGGCGGCUGCCGGGUCGAACGGACAACGAGAUCAAGAACUACUGGAACACGCACAUCAAGCGCAAGCUCAUCGCCCGCGGCAUCGACCCCAAGACGCACAGACCGCUCGGUGUCUCCACCUCCGCUGCCGCAGCAAGCAGCCAUCGCCACGAUCACCUGUCAGCGCGGUCCAGCUGCUCGCCGGAGACCAGUACUGGAGCCUGCCACAGCGUUAACGAUGACAGCGCAUCUGCUCCGAACGACGGUGGCAUCGACCUCAACCUAUCCAUAGGCCCGCCGAGGCAACCGCCUUCACCGUCACAGUCUCCACUGCCGACGAGGCAAGAACAAGCAGAAGCAACAAGCGGAGAGAUCUUAGGGCAUGCGAACAUCAGUAGUGACUACACCUAA
Molecule: messenger RNA, 669 nt
Organism: Miscanthus lutarioriparius
Lineage: Eukaryota; Viridiplantae; Streptophyta; Magnoliopsida; Poales; Poaceae
Source: the annotation of a GenBank genome assembly